UUCCAAUAGAUGGCGCCGCAAGCUGAAAUAUGUUAUUAAAAAGGUGAGGCUAUUCAGUUGGUUUGGAAAAUGUAAAUAAAAUUUUCAGUUCAUGUAAACAAAUUUACAUGGUAGAUAAACAAACUAGAAAAGUCUUAUUUUUAGCAGCAUUCUGUACCAGCUAAGAUCAUGAACUGAUCAAGUAAAUAUUCGUUAAUUUCAAUUAGAAAUAAAUUUGGUAAAGUAAGUGGAUUGAAAACAAUGUUAGGUUAUUGCUUUAGUAAUGUAUUGGAAGAUAAGUCCGAAAUACAGGCUUUUUAGGUAUUAGUUCGCUUUGCAUUGUAACAUUCUUCCGCAAAAUCGCAAUGCCUAUUUUAAAAUAGAAAUUACUUCAAUAAUUCAAGAGGAAUGAAGCUUAAAAUACUAAUGCAUGUACACGAAACAUUCUGUGAUGUGGACAUUUAAUUUGAUGAUUUUGGUAUUUAAUAUUCAAAUGAUAUCAUCUCGAAAUGAUCCUAAAAAUGAUCCCAGAAGCAAUGGAGAUUUGGCCUUAUGGAUCGAUGAAAAACAGGUGAAAAUGUUUAGUGGUAUGUCCAUGGAAAUCUAUGCCAUUGUUAAUGGUAACGUCCUACCAUACAUUCUAGAUCCAAACUUUGAAAAAUAUCUUCCUGUGAUUCCGUCUGAAGUCAGCUAUGUAAAUUUUACAUGGAAGGCUGGAAAUAAAAAGUAUUAUUAUCAUUUUGACCGUCUUCAAUCCUACGACCAAAGUAUUCUAGAGGCACCAGUUAUUUCUAUUAAAACUAAAGGCAGGGUUCCAAGACGCCCCAAAGAAUUUAGCAUCUUUUUACCAUGCAUUGGUAAUAGUUCUGGUAUAGCUAAGUUUGGCAUUGGACUGCUAAUUGAAACUAGAAAAGGAAAGCCUCUAAAUGGAACACCCUUAAGACUGAAACUUAAAAAGGAAUGUGCCCAAAGGAAUCCAGAUCCUGAAUGUGACAAGAAAUGUGCCAAUCAAGGCAGAUGUAACCAUGAAAAAAUAUGCCAGUGCCCUGAGGGGUAUAUGGGGCCUUAUUGCAGAACUGCUUUAUGCUAUCCUCAGUGUAUGAAUGGAGGCAACUGUACUUCCCCUGGAAUUUGCAGCUGUCCUCCAGGAUUUCAAGGAAGACAUUGUGAAGGAGGUAUUUGUGGUGAGAAAUGUCUAAAUGGUGGAAAGUGUAUCCAAAAAGACACAUGUGAAUGUUCUAAAGGAUACUAUGGACCCCACUGUGAAUAUUCUCGUUGCAUUAUCCCUUGCCUAAAUGGUGGAAAGUGCAAAGCUGUAAAUAAGUGCAGGUGUCCAAGAGGAUUCCGUGGUGAUCACUGCGAAAUUGGAAGAGCAAAACCUGCCAGAAGCAACUGCCAAUUGGCAUGCAAACAUGGUACUUGUGUAGAUGAUUCUUGUGUCUGUGAUCCUGGGUGGUAUGGCAGGCUGUGCCAUCACAAAAAAGGUGUUCUUGUAUAACGUGGUUUUUCUCCUGAUUUGUUGCUGUGAUACAUAUUUAGUAUUUUUUCCUGCAAAAUACUACCACAAAACAUUCCUGAAAGCGUUUGUUGUUGAAAUGAUCAUGUAGGAUGCUCGGGCCUCCAGGCUAGAAGUACUUAACCAAUCUGUGACUUCCGUUAUUGAACAUUACUGUUAUUGUGCUAAUAUUUUAACGGCCAUCUCGUCGAGACAAUAAUAAAUAGAUGUUAGUAAAUGUUCUAAUUUUGUCUUUGAAUGUUUUUAUUUAUAGAUUUUAUUACAAGCUCUAAAAUCCAAAGCCUUAUCACUAGUGUGCCAAAAUAUUUUUGUAUAAAUUUUUAAUAAUAUUUAUGUUUGAUUUUAGUGUGAUAUGAAAUGUACGUAAUAUUCUAAAAAGUUAAAUUUUUGAUUUGAUAAUAAAUGUUAAGAUAAAAA
Diabrotica virgifera virgifera (western corn rootworm) is the source of this 1912-nucleotide messenger RNA. It is a transcript of the gene shf, whose product is annotated as protein shifted. Bases 410 to 1477 code for a protein of 355 amino acids. NCBI's taxonomy places the organism in Eukaryota, Metazoa, Arthropoda, Insecta, Coleoptera, Chrysomelidae. Gene Ontology annotation, molecular function: signaling receptor binding. The record is from RefSeq and is a predicted model, not a curated record. The transcript is spliced from 8 exons. Gene Ontology annotation, cellular component: extracellular region; cell surface. Gene Ontology annotation, biological process: anatomical structure development.